This is a messenger RNA of Penicillium verhagenii, 2268 nucleotides long. RefSeq names its product L-Aspartase-like protein. Lineage: Eukaryota; Fungi; Ascomycota; Eurotiomycetes; Eurotiales; Aspergillaceae. The record is from RefSeq and is a predicted model, not a curated record. Bases 1 to 2268 code for a protein of 755 amino acids. Gene Ontology annotation, molecular function: ammonia-lyase activity. The transcript is spliced from 2 exons. Gene Ontology annotation, biological process: L-phenylalanine catabolic process. Gene Ontology annotation, cellular component: cytoplasm.
AUGUCUACAGAGCGACAUUCACAAAUUGUACUGGAGAACUGGAGGAAGCUUCAACAUCUAUCCAGCUUAGCCAAUAACAAUGCUGUGGUUGUGAAGGGAAGUCGGUUGACACUGGCGGAUGUGGUCGCUGUAGCUCGCUAUGGCACCAUUGCCGUCCUCGAUGACACGCCUGAAUUGCGGGAAGGAGUUGAUAAGAGCGUUGACUUUCUGAGAAAGUGUGUUGACCGAGGUGAAGUUCUAUAUGGCAUCAACACCGGAUUUGGAGGUAGCGCCAACACACAAACAAGCGAUACAAAGAAUCUGCAAAUUUCUUUAAUGCAGAUGCAACAGUAUGGCAUCAUAUCCAGUGACGAGAACCGAUACCCCGAUGGAGGAAACUCAAAAGCGACCACGGAAAUGCCCGAAUCGUGGGUACGCGCAUCCAUGCUGGUUCGCUGCAAUACCCUGAUGCAGGGUCACUCGGGGGUCCGAUUCGGCAUUAUCGAGGCCUUGACCGAGCUUCUCAAUAUUAACUGCACUCCCCUCGUUCCGUUACGUGGCAGUAUCUCCGCCUCGGGAGAUUUGAGCCCCCUUUCCUACAUUGCUGGUGUCUUGGAAGGCAACCCGAAGCUGCUUCUCCGGAGAAAAUCUCCAGAAACUCGAUACAAGGAGCGCACGCGCGAAGAGAUAAUCCCGGCGGAUAAGCUUUUGGACGACCUCGGAAUACAGCCCAUAUCGUUUGGCCCGAAGGAAGGCCUAGGCUUGAUUAAUGGAACGGCCGUUUCCGCAGCUGUGGCGGCCAUCGGGCUCCAUGAAACCCAUCACUUGGCCGUUCUGUCUCAGGUUUUGACCGCGAUGGCGGUGGAGGUCAUGGGAGGGAAUCCCGAGAGUUUCGAUUCCUUUAUUGCGCAGGUUCGCCCUCAUCCCGGUCAGAUCGAAUGUGCCGGCAACAUCGACAGGUUCCUACAAGGAUCGAGACUCACCCAGGUCGUUCACUCGUCUCAGGAGAUGGGAGUCGGCGCAUCCCCUUCACUCCGCCAAGACCGCUACCCACUCCGUACGGCAUCGCAGUGGGUUGGCCCGUUGCUGGAAGAUCUCACGCUGGCUCAUAAACAGGUGACUGUUGAGCUGAACUCAACGACCGAUAACCCUCUCAUCGAUUCUGAGGGGCAGCGCAUCCUGCACGGAGGCAAUUUCCAGGCUAUGUCAGUCACUGUCGCCAUGGAAAAGGCGCGUUCCUCCCUGCAGAUUAUGAGCAAGAUGCUCUUUGCCCAAUGCACGGAAAUCAUCAACCCGGAUUUGAACAAUGGCCUGCCCCCUAAUCUGUGCUUUGACGAGCCAAGCUUGUCCUAUUGUCUCAAGGGCGUUGAUAUUGGCAUGGCAGCCUACACUUCAGAGUUGGGAUUCCUCGCCCACUCCGUGAGUCCAAAUGUGCAGUCGGCCGAGAUGUCCAACCAAGCCAUCAAUUCCCUGGCCCUUAUUUCUGCCCGUUACACACAGACAGCAAUCGACGUCUUUUCCAUGCUGUCAGCAUCCUUUAUCUACGUUCUUUGCCAAGGCCUGGAUUUAAGAGUACAGCAGUUGGAAUUCCUCGACGCCCUUCAGCCAGUAGUGGAAUCCAUCACGACCCGAACUUACAGCCACUUUUUGACUACGCCUGCUGCCUGCAAGGACCUCAACUCGCUUCUCUGGACACACAUUACGAGCGCUCUAAAGUCAUCAGCUGCUACCACGAAGGACUCACAGCCCCGGUUCGCGAUGAUCGCCGAGUCAGCCCAAUCCGUGGUGGUGACAUUCUUCGCUUCUCAUCCCGGGGCCGCAAAGGAGUAUUCGCCACGGAUGGCUACCAUUUAUGAUUGGGCCAAAGACCUGGCAGCCUCUAUGGGCGAGUCGUUGAAAGCUAGCCAGCUCCUAAUGAUCAGCCCACAAUGCCCGACUUCAACAUACUUGGGCUCUGCGGCACGUAUUAUGUACACAUACGUACGCUUUACAUUGAAGAUUCCUCUGAACCGAGGCCUGGUCGACCAUCCUACUUCUCGUUUACCUGGAAAUUUCCUCAAUCACGAUUUGGAUGCGCAGAGCUCCACAAACGAGGAUACUCAGACCAUUGGGAUAUACAUCACUAGAAUUUAUGAAGCUUUGCGUUCGGAGGCAUUGAUGGUUCCUGUUAUGGAAUGUCUUGCUCAGGGCAAGCAGAAUGGGCAUUGUGAUUUGACUACGACGCAUGCAAUGACUGCGGAUAAGGGGACGAGCAUGUUGAAAUCAUCUGGCCCUCAAGUUGUGCAUUGA